Messenger RNA from Notodromas monacha, 1832 nucleotides. The record is from the annotation of a GenBank genome assembly. Lineage: Eukaryota; Metazoa; Arthropoda; Ostracoda; Podocopida; Cyprididae.
AAUUGUCAUUCACAGAUAUUUUUUACUCUUGAAGAUGAAGUGUAUUGUGCCGGAAAUUUCUUGGCACAAUCGUGACCCUGUGUUGAGUAUUGAUGUUCAGUGUGGCGGGAAUGCAAAAGAGGAGGAUCGUAGGACGUAUCGAAUUGCGACCGGUGGUACGGAUGGGCAUGUCGAAGUAUGGUUCGUUGAAGAACUUCCUGAUGGCUCAGUUAGGGUUGAAUGUGUUUCCGAUCUGAAGCGUCACAAUCGAGCCGUGAACAUCGUUCGUUUCUCACCGUGUGGUGUAUUCCUUGCUUCUGGUGAUGAUGAGUCGACGCUGUUCAUCUGGAAGAUGUCGGAUAGAGAUGAUGAUUUUCAUAAAGACGUCGGAGAUCUUGAUGAAAGCGAAAUGAACCGCGACAAAUGGAUUGUACACAAGACAUUGCGUGGUCAUCUUGAAGAUAUCCAAGACCUGUGUUGGUCGAAAGACUCGAAUUAUCUCGUUUCUGGAUCCAUUGAUAAUUCCGCGAUCAUCUGGGACAUCGGAAAAGGCUGUCAAAUUGGAAUUCUUGGUGAGCACAAGGGCUUCGUCCAAGGUGUGGCGUUUGAUCCGAAGGCUCAACUGAUAGCUACUUUGAGUACCGAUAGAGACUUGAGAAUCUACAACGCAUCAACGAAGAAAGUGAUACAUAGAAUCGGCAAAGUACAAGUUCAAGCUUUGCCUCAGAAGCUUACAUGCGUGCUGGACAACUCAGAAGACGGAAAUGUGCCUAAAAGCGUGCGAUUGUUCCACGACGAUACCUUAAAAACGUUUUCACGACGCAUGGACUUCUCACCAGAUGGAGAAAUUCUCUUCACACCGACGGGUUUCCUUGAACUUGGCUCAUCUUGCUUGAACACCUUUUACGCAUUCUCACGCGUUAAUCUCACUACCCCCGCCGUGGUUUAUCCCAUGGGCCGAAAGACCAGUGCGUUGGCUGUGCGUUGUUGUCCUGUUCUUUUCAAACUGAGAGGCGAGUCACCGCCAUUGUUCGCGUUGCCAUAUCGGAUCGUGUUUGCAGUCAUCACGGAAGACGCUUUGAUUUUGUACGAUACACAGUCGUCGUUGCCUUUCGGGAAAAUCGCCAAUAUCCAUUACACCCGACUGUCCGACUUGGCAUGGUCAUCCGAUGGUAGACUUCUGAUGGUAUCUUCGACGGAUGGAUUCUGCUCUUUUGUCACUUUUAAGCCUGACGAACUCGGUGAAUUGUACGUUCCCGGAGAAACUCUUGAUACGACGCCAUCCGAAAUUCCGAAAAGUUCGGUUGAGAAGACCCCAGGAAAAAUAGAGAAAUCUGACGAGCAAGCAAAAGAAGAAGUUCCGAGUCUUGUUAGUCUUUCUGUGCACGAGGCUCCGGCGAAUGAAAGUCAAGGCGGAGAGCAGAAAUCUAAAAUGCCAUUCGUUAUUCGGGCCAGGAGCGCAAAGCAUGGAUCGCGGCAAAUUUCCAUCAUAUCUACCCAAAAAGGAGAGGAGAAUUCCUUUGUUGAAAUUCCGCAGAAAACAGUUGUCGAAGAAGAGCCUCAAGACAUCAUGGAGGUUGAAGGGACCGGGAAAAGCCCUGAAACCGUGGAGCAAGUUUCGCCGUCGAAACCUGACGGCGCUUUGCCUUCCGCUCCCAACAGCCAGCAAAAGAAACGAGUUCCAUUUCAAACGCUCAGCUCGCCGAAAACAUAUCGGAAGAAACCGCUGCCGUCUUGAGCUCGCAAAACUCCCAGUGUUGAUCGAAUUUCUUUAUUUUGCAAAGCUGCUUUUUCGGUGAUUCAUUUUCACGCACGUUUUCACGUUGAAAAUGAACUUUCUACUUUGUACAGUG